GACGCCCACCUCCAGCACACUCCCCUCCCCUAAAAGGCAUUCACCCACUCAUCAGCUGUAGCCUCUUUGGUCCCCCGCCCUCCCGUCCGGCUCACCCUCCCCAAGAAGCAGACCCGCGCGCUAGGAGGCAGGGACCCCCGGCAAAGCAGCGGCUCGGGAGCUCCGCACUGACCUCCGCCUGCCCUGCGUGCAGAUUAACAAAGGCGGCAGCGAGCCCCAGCCCGACCCGACUGCAGCGAGCCAAAAGCUGGCCACGGGGCCCAGAGGCUGCUCAGGCGGCGAGCGCGCAGCGCGGGGUGAUCAGAAGUCACGGGCACCGGUGUCUGAGCUCACAGAUCUCUCUCAAGCCGCGCUGCUGGGACGCCGGCCACACCAUGGGCUGCUGCACCGGGCGCUGCUCGCUCAUCUGUCUCUGCGCGCUGCAGCUGAUUUCAGCCCUGGAGAGGCAGAUCUUCGACUUCCUCGGCUUCCAGUGGGCACCCAUUCUUGGAAAUUUCCUGCAUAUAAUAGUUGUCAUAUUGGGUUUAUUUGGAACCAUUCAGUAUAGACCACGUUACAUCAUGGUGUAUACAGUGUGGACCGCCCUCUGGGUCACCUGGAAUGUGUUCAUCAUCUGCUUUUAUUUGGAAGUAGGUGGCCUCUCUAAGGACACAGAUCUGAUGACCUUCAACAUCUCUGUACACCGGUCGUGGUGGAGAGAACAUGGACCUGGCUGUGUCCGGAGAGUGCUGCCCCCAUCGGCCCAUGGCAUGAUGGAUGACUACACCUAUGUCUCAGUCACAGGCUGUGUCGUCGAUUUCCAGUACCUAGAGGUCAUCCACAGUGCUGUACAGAUACUGCUAUCUCUGGUUGGUUUUGUGUAUGCCUGUUAUGUGAUCAGCCUUUCCAUGGAAGAGGAAGAUACCUGUCGAAAUAAGUAAUGACAUUGAUUCUGAAAAGCGGCUCCUGGACUUGAGUUAGGGAACAAAGAACCACUGGCCUCUGGCACUGGGGAUCCUAGAGCGUCACCUUCCUCCCAGACAGCAGGACUGCAACCCCUGCGGGCCAGCGACUGCAGAGCUGCUAGGUCUUUGGUCUUAGCCUGUGUAACUUUAGCGUUGUUUGCUAGAUGCGUUCUGGGUGCUUGGGUGGGUAUUUUUUUAGUCAUCUCCUCCUCAUAUGAGCACUUGUAAACUGUAAACAGAAAAAAAGAAGAAAAAGAAAAAAGGAAGAAAGAAAAAAAUGGUUUUUAAUUUUUUUUACAAUAUUUAACUUGAGGCAUGCAAAAUGAAAACAAAAAUCUGUGAAAAUAUUCUCAAAGUUAUUUCUAAGGAGACUGUUGCUGAGGUGGGUGUGACGUCCGUGCUGCUGAACCCUGCUAAGCGAACGGGUUUGUGUGAACAGACAUUGGCUGUGGGCACCAGACCUAAGGGUGGACCUGCCUUAGCUUGCAAAGAACUGGAUCCAACUUUCACAGUAAACACAGAUCACUGUUUAAACAGCACCAGACACAGACAAAACAUCGAGUCCCUUGUUCUCAACUUCUGAAGACUCCACAAUAUUACGGCAACCUAAAUUUCCAGAUUCAAACAUAUCUUGUUCUUGCAAUAUUCUGAGACACAAAUUUAUGUAUGUGUUCUAAUAUUGUGUGUACAAAAGGAGAGAAUCAAUUAGUGGGGGUCAUUCUCCUGUGGAGGGAGCUUAGCUGGCCCUCUUCUUCAUAGUUUCUGCUCUUUGUUUCACUCCCAACACUGAUGUCAGACCUAAGCAUACAGCUCAGAGGCUGCGGGCUAGAAACCACAACCACAGAUCUGUAGUCUGGAACUUUUAGGAUAUUCAGAGAGAACAUUCAAAUCCUAUGGUAUUCUCUGUAGAGACCUGUAAAGAAAAUAUGUAUGUUUGAGUUACAUCAAUUUUUCAUUUUCCCAUCCAUCCCAGUCACCAAGAAAAUUACAUUGGAAACCUAAUUUUCUAAGAAGAAAAUGGUUCAUCUUGAAAAAAAAUAAAACAAUUGUGGGACUUUUUUUAAAUUGAGACGAAAUGCACGCGUGGUGAAAUGCGUAGAUUUUAAGGGUACAAUGUGAGAAAUUUUGAGAAAUGUACAAACUGAAUAAUCAGUGCUUCAACCAAAAUAUAGAACAUGUCUGAGACUUGAGAAAACACUUCCUUGGGCCCCUUUCCAUUGUCUACACUCAGUACAUAUCCCUUUAUGAACUGCACUGUGUCUGAGUUUGUCUGCUGAUUUCAAUGCUAAUCUCAUCUGGUUUUCACCAAAUAUCUGGACAAAGUGACAUGGCCAAAGGAUACAUAAAACCCGAGUCAGUUCUCAUGACUGAGGUUUAACUGCAUCACUGAUCAACUUUCUGCUCGUGAUGUAAGGCAGGCCCUUGUCUUGUGUCAAUGUUUUUCUGUCUCUCCCUUAGUUCCCAUGUGAAAACCCA
Microtus oregoni (creeping vole) is the source of this 2420-nucleotide messenger RNA. It is a transcript of the gene Nkain3, whose product is annotated as sodium/potassium transporting ATPase interacting 3. The record is from RefSeq and is a predicted model, not a curated record. Gene Ontology annotation, biological process: regulation of sodium ion transport. Bases 375 to 920 code for a protein of 181 amino acids. Lineage: Eukaryota; Metazoa; Chordata; Mammalia; Rodentia; Cricetidae. The transcript is spliced from 6 exons.